CCGCUCCCUCUCCGGUUCCAGCCCGCUGUGCCCGGCGUCUGUCGGCCCCGGCCGCUAUGGAGGUGCCCCAGCCGGAGCCGGAGCCGGACUCGGCUCUCAGUCCGGCCAGCGUGCGCGGUGGCGCCCAGCGUCCAGGUCAUCUCCCGGGCCUCCGGCUGCGAUCUCCGGAGCGGGCGGCCACGUCCUCUCCAGUCACCACCCUCACCAAGACCAUGCACAGCCUCACUGGCCUCGGCAGUGAGACCCCAAAGAGUCUGACCAGGAGCCUGACCGUCCGUAGCCGGCUGGUUAUGUCUAGGCGGGCAUCUGAGUCAUCCCUGUCAUCUGAGUCCUCCGAAUCUUCUGAUGCAGGUCUUGGCAUGGAUUCUCCCAGCCCUAUGGACCUCAAGAUGGCAGAGCAAACAUUUGAACAGGCCAUCCAGGCAGCUAGCCGGGUUAUUCGCAAUGAGCAGUUUGCCAUAAGACGCUUUCAGUCCUUGCCGGUGAGGCUGCUGGGUCACAGCCCUGUACUACGGAACAUCACCAACUCCCAAGCCCGGGACAGCUGGAAAAAGAGCAAGGCGGAUGGUGCAGCUGCCAACAACCCAGGAGACGACAAAGAAAAUGAUGGAUUUGUCUUCAAGAUGCCAUGGAAGCCCACACAGGCCAGCCCUGCCCAAGCUUUGGCGGACUGGGCCAGCCGCAGAGAGGCCUUUACCCAGAGACCAAGCUCAGCCCCUGAUUUGAUGUGUCUCACUCCAGAGCAGAAGAUGGUAGAGGAACUAGUCCCUGCUGAAGGGUCUACUGAGGAUGAUGAUGGGUUUGUGGACAUCCUGGAGAAUGACUUAAAGGAUGACACCGCUGUUCCUCCAGGCAUGGAGAGCCUCAUUAGUGCUCCACUGGUCAAAACACUGGAUAAAGAAGAAGAGCAAGACCUCAUCGUGUUCAACAAGUGCCAGCGGCUCUUCCGCUCUCCAUCCAUGCCCUGCAGUGUAAUCCGGCCCAUCCUCAAGAGACUGGAUCGGCCCCAGGACAAGGACACACCUGUCCAGAGCAAGCGGAGGAGGAGUUUGACCCCCCUUGAGGAGCAGCCGCAGCCUGAAGAACCCAAAGCCCGUGUCCUCCGCUCAAAGUCACUGUGUCAUGAUGAGAUUGAGAGCAUCCUAGACAGUGACCACCGUGGACUAAUUGGAGAUUACUCCAAGGCCUUCCUGCUUCAGACUGUGGAUGGGAAACACCAGGACCUCAAGUACAUCUCACCAGAAACUAUGGUGGCACUGUUGAUGGGCAAGUUCAGCAACAUUGUGGAAAAGUUCGUGGUUGUAGACUGCAGAUACCCCUAUGAGUAUGAAGGUGGACACAUCAAGUCAGCUGUGAACUUGCCCCUGGAGCGAGACAUCGAGACCUACCUGCUACAGAGCCCUUUGUCCCUCUGUAACCUAGACAAGAGAAUCAUCCUCAUAUUCCACUGUGAAUUUUCAUCAGAGCGUGGGCCUCGAAUGUGCCGAUUCGUCAGGGAACGGGACCGCGCUGCCAAUGACUACCCCAGCCUGUACUACCCUGAGAUGUACAUCCUCAAAGGCGGCUACAGGGAAUUCUUCCCACAGUACCCGGAGUUCUGUGAGCCCCGUGACUACCGGCCCAUGAACCAUGAGAACUUUAGAGCUGAGAUGAGGUCCUUCCGUCUCAAGACACGGAGCUGGGCUGGGGAGCGGAGCCGACGCGAGCUCUGUAGCAGGCUGCAGGAUCAAUGAGGGGCCAGUGUUGGUCCUGCCACCUUCCUUGCCUUGCGAGGCCUGGGGCCGGUGGUCCCAUGGGCCUGCAGGCCGCCUCAGGUGCUAACUAGGGAAAGAUGGCUGGGUGUGGCCAUCUGCCCUUGUCCUCAACUCUCCUUGUCUCAGUCCAGUCAUUUUCCAUAUCUUGGUGUAUUGUGUGUACUUUGUCACCUGAAGAGCUGAACCUGGUGAACUAGUACCAGCUCAGAAGGAAGUACUUUAUGUUUAGCAGGAGCCUUUGUUUUGCUUUUCUUCUUUUUUCUUUGGGUUAACUGUCUUUUGUGUGUCCAGAAAAGCCCUUUGUCAGCCCUUUCACGGCCUGGGAAGCAGGAGGCUGCCUCUAGUCUCUGCAGGAGUCAUGGUAUGUGUGUCACCUUGCCUUGCCUCAUUCUCCUUUCCUCUCUCCUGUCCCUCUGCACGAGCACCUACAACUUAAACAUAAGCGCUUACUCUUUCCUGUCCUAGUAUUAUCUGCAGGCUUGUUUUUUGAUAUUCUGACUUUUAUAUGUCUCAGGACACAUUUACUGGCUAUAUAGCUCCCCUCUCCCCUUACAACUGGGAUGAGAGUCAAACAUCAGUUACCUACAUGGUCCUGGCUUUUGUUCCCCCAGGAAUGUUCCUAGCUUUGGGGGUCUAGGAGCCCUGUCCCCACUGUUAUGAACCCUGUUCUGGCCUGUCAGAACUUGCUGCUAUUCUGUCACAGGCAGCUAGAUGGAUGGGUGGCCAUGGAUGCACAGUGCCUUGUACACACAAGCACACACUGAGUGUUUUGGUGAGUGUGACAGCCUGUGGCAGGAAUGUGUGUAUGUGUAUCUGUGUGGAAAAAAAUUCUUUACAUUUAGCUUUGGGAAGUAUUGAAGAGUCAAUGUCAUGGAAGCAGCUAAACCAAGGAAUAAGCAACCUCUGGAUUCGAAUGUCAACAUGUGGGAAGGAAGGGCUGUGCGGGAAGGUCCUGAUGAGUCAUCUGUUGGGGCCUUGGUUCAAUAAAGCACUGAGCAAGCUUAAUAACCA
Messenger RNA from Perognathus longimembris pacificus (Pacific pocket mouse), 2765 nucleotides. RefSeq names its product cell division cycle 25B (gene Cdc25b). The transcript has 16 exons. Gene Ontology annotation, molecular function: protein tyrosine phosphatase activity. Gene Ontology annotation, biological process: G2/M transition of mitotic cell cycle; positive regulation of G2/MI transition of meiotic cell cycle; protein dephosphorylation. Lineage: Eukaryota; Metazoa; Chordata; Mammalia; Rodentia; Heteromyidae. The record is from RefSeq and is a predicted model, not a curated record. The coding region runs from base 57 to 1733 and encodes 558 amino acids. Gene Ontology annotation, cellular component: cytoplasm; nucleus.